Danio rerio (zebrafish) is the source of this 3877-nucleotide messenger RNA. The record is from RefSeq and is a predicted model, not a curated record. Lineage: Eukaryota; Metazoa; Chordata; Actinopteri; Cypriniformes; Danionidae.
UUUUUGCAUAUGAGGGGCUUUAAACCAGGGGGUGAAAUCCGGACAGGUUGUUAUAGCUACCCAAUCCACAGGGGUCCCCCCACCCACCCUUAGACAACCUUAUAUAUAUAACACACAAAGCCUCGCAUGUCUCAAUAACUAUUAAAACAGUCUGAGUGUCCCGAGCAUUGCGGUUCAGGCUGACUGAGUGACUGUAUCGUCAAAAUUCCGCCCGUGGCAAAAGCCUGUGAUUGGGUCCGAACGCAAAAGCUGCUCUCAACUUUUAAUAUGCGCCUCAUGAACGCGCACGGGAGACGGCUGUAGGAUUACCGGAGAGAAUAUCGCUCAACAUCACCUCGUGUUUUCUCAUUGACAAUCGCGGGCGAGUGCGUGUGUAUGUGUGUGUGAAUGAGUGAGUGAGUGAGUGUGUGUGUGUGUGUGUGCGCGCGCGGGUGUAUGUGUGUGCGCGCGUGUGCGUGUCAGUUUAAGCCUAACUUUUUUAAAGGAUGAUAUAUCUUGGAUAUUUCCUGUUCCUUUUUUGUGGGCUCACGCGUGUCAUGGCAAGCUACCCGAUAUGGUGGUCUCUGGCGGUGGGACACCAGUACACCUCUCUGGGUACGCAGCCCAUAAUGUGUAGCUCAAUUCCUGGCCUGGUCCCCAAACAGCUCCGCUUCUGCCGCAACUACGUGGAGAUCAUGCCUAGCGUGGCCGAGGGCGUCAAAAUCGGCAUCCAGGAGUGUCAGCAUCAGUUUCGUGGACGCCGAUGGAACUGCACUACUAUCAACGACAAGCUGGCCAUCUUCGGACCAGUGCUGGAUAAAGCCACCAGAGAAUCAGCGUUCGUGCAUGCUAUAGCCUCGGCGGGGGUAGCCUUCGCUGUGACACGGGCUUGUGCGGAGGGCUCAGCCACAAUCUGCGGCUGUGACAGCCGGAGGAAAGGACCGCCGGGCGAGGGCUGGAAGUGGGGUGGCUGCAGUGAGGAUGUGGAGUUCGGCAGCAUGGUGUCCCGAGAGUUUGCUGAUGCCCGCGAGAAUCGCCCUGAUGCCCGCUCUGCUAUGAAUCGACACAACAAUGAAGCUGGACGUUCGUCAAUCACUGACCACAUGUACCUGAAAUGCAAGUGUCACGGGCUUUCGGGCAGCUGCGAGGUGAAAACCUGCUGGUGGUCUCAGCCGGACUUCCGGGUGAUCGGCGACUACAUGAAGGACAAGUACGACAGCGCAUCGGAAAUGGUGGUUGAGAAACAUCGGGAAUCCCGAGGUUGGGUUGAAACCCUACGGCCAAAGUACCCCUACUACAAACCACCAACAGAAACCGACCUCGUCUACUAUGAAAGCUCGCCCAACUUCUGUGAACCCAACCCAGAGACCGGUUCCUUCGGCACACGUGACCGUACAUGUAACCUGACGUCGCACGGCAUAGACGGCUGCGAUUUGCUGUGCUGCGGCAGAGGUCACAACACUCGAACUGAGAAGCGCAAAGAAAAGUGCCACUGCAUUUUCCACUGGUGCUGCUACGUGAGCUGUCAGGAGUGUACGCGAGUCUACGAUGUUCACACCUGCAAGUAAAACCAAAACCAGAUUAGACACAUGUGAACACGCAAGGGAGCCUUUUCGCUGAAACUUGUAGACGGAAUUUGUGGACAUUCACAAACAGAGAAAAGGUGGACCUUCAGUAAAGACAACAAGAAAAACCCAUAGAGGCUUUGUUCUUCACCCGGGGGCAUUGUUGAGGCCAAAUGGCGGACUGUGGCUAAGCUUUUGCAAGGGACUAAUCGUUUCCAGUCUGAUAAGUGAUGGAUCAGAUUACUAAAGACUCUGGCCCUUGGGACCUCCACCAAUUGUGUCUCCAAGAAAACAGGAGAAAACCUUUGAAAGGGAAGAGGUUUUUACGGCACGUGGCGGCAAACUCCGACGGGAGAUCUCAGUAAUAAACGCUGCAUAAACAGACUACCAGGGUUUGCCCACAGGUGCCUUUGAAAUGUGGUGAUUAACUAUAGCCUUACUACUAACACCAUUAAAGAAGCUAUUUUUAUCCUUUGUGCAUUCCAACAAACCGGCAAACAUCCGAUUAACAGCAUAUAUUAUUACACGUGAUGUCUUUGUUUGCAAGACCAACACUGGGUUUAUGUAUUAGCUUGAGUUUAGAGUAAGUUACUAAUACUAGGUUAUGAAUGCACUUGUGCCUGGGUGAAUGUCGAAGCGUUGUUUAUGUUUUCCUGAUACGAUUUUGAAACUCCUCAAACAUGUCUAGACCUCUUCUAGAUGAUGUCGUUUUGGCUGCUUAACCCCUAGCCUGGACUGCUUGAGUCCAGCUUGCUCCGCGUUUCUGUUCGCACUGUACGUUUGGGUCCAAACUGUGGUACAUUUGCAUUAGCAAAGCAGCAGCUGUUUAUCCCCAGCUUCAUUCCAGCACAGAGCAGCGCUUGCGUCUGUUGCAAAUGCAUUGCGAAGCUCCCAAAGUAAAAGCAUUGAGUCAGUCCCGUUUGACAGAAAAGUGUGGAAGCUACUGAUCUAUUUACAUAUUGUUCAUUAUUUUACACAUAUUGCCUAUUUCGGUUACAGUACAGUAUAUUAUGGUACGGGUCGACCUAAUCAGGCUUGCGUUUCCACUGCCAACAGUACCCUUACUUGGUAGCACAGGUGCGGCUAGGGGGAGGGGGAGUUAGGACGAUUCUAAAGUCUGGUUUAUACUUCUGCGUCGAGUGGUGGGCGUGACCCACGGCUCAAGCCUUGCACGUAGCCGUGCAUUAAUACUUCUGCGCGCAGUUUCUGUUGCUCUGCAAUACACUUCCGAAACGCUAGGUGGCAGUGAGGUGUUUAUCUUCCUCUGUGUCAAGUUUCUUCGCUGGUGUUUGUUUUUUUUCUGAACGCUUCCUUAAUGUACAAGUGACUCAAACUCACUCAUAUUGAGGCAGGAACCGGCGGACGUGCAACAAUUUAAUUUUACCCAUGAGGUAAACACAACGUCUGGAGCUCCUCUACACUUGUUAACACCCGCUGCAUCACGCUCACAUGACUCUCACCUCUGCCCACACACGUCAGCGCUUCCUAGCCAACCAAUCACAGAGCUUGCGCUACUCACACGUGUUACAUUUUUGGAGAGGUGCACGUCAGCGACGCCGACGGGCUAUAGGGCUAUGCGUUGUAGCAUACGCGUGCGCUUGACGCAGAAGUAUAAAUCAGCCUUAAGGGCCCACACCAUUUUGGGGUCUCCAUAGUUACUAUUAGGGGCCCAGCAAUCUCCCUUUACUCUUUACUUUUGUCUGCGACACUCGCCUAACCCCAAAUAGAGAAAGGAAAAGGCAUCUCUUGUACUUUCCGCAAAUUUUGAGAUCCAAUAUUUGAACUUCAUAAACAACACUAGAGGACAUACUGAUCCUGUUCUUGCUGAUUGGCAUGUUGCUGGUGCCACGCCUCCUUUUUAAAAUUGUACGUUUUCGAAUGACUCAUACGAAUUAGCCACUAAACUGACAAAACGUAAAAUAGUUACAUUUCCUUGCGAGAUCAGGCUAGUGACAUCAUAACAAAUAAUAAUGUAAUGACAAAUAACAUGGAAAAUUCUAAAAUCGCCUCAAUCACGUCUUCCAUUAAGCGGGAAAAUCACGUAAGGCGAAAAAACAUCCUGUUAGUUAUUUGGAGCUAGUGACGCAAUGACGAACAAUAAUAAAUAAAACACAAAUAACAUCAGAAAUGCAGAAUUCGGCUCAAUUGCAUCUUUCAUUGAGCAGGAAAAUCCAGUGAGGCGAAAAAAAUCCUGUGACUAAUGUGGAGCUAGUAACACCCAACGCAAUCUCACGGCAAUUUGUAACUUUUUGAUUUAUUGGUUAAUUCGUAUGAAUUUGUACGAUCUACUUUGUACAAUUUAAAAUGAUUUGCUCAUCACCCAAAGAUGGUUA